This is a messenger RNA of Aspergillus pseudotamarii, 2577 nucleotides long. Its product is annotated as peptidase M60, viral enhancin protein. Bases 1 to 2577 code for a protein of 858 amino acids. The transcript has a single exon. Lineage: Eukaryota; Fungi; Ascomycota; Eurotiomycetes; Eurotiales; Aspergillaceae. The record is from RefSeq and is a predicted model, not a curated record.
AUGCCUACCAAAACCAAGCACAUCCCCAUUCUCCCACGUCCAAAAUGGCUCGAUGCGGCAGGAAUGGGCAAAGGCAUUGACCAUGACCGCCAGCAUCUGAGCAUCGUCCUUGCCGCAGGUCAAACUAUCAAGGCUCGUCAAACCAAUACUGAAUUCACUCGCGAGCUCACUCUGCGCUUGCUGAACGACGAUAAUCAAACAGAGGCUUCCAAGAAAGUGGGUAGCGACUGGACCGAGCUGACUGCGAGUGUUGUCUCUGUACCAUUCAUUGACACGCCGUAUAUUGAUGGCUCAAAUACCACUGUGGAGCCAGUGAUUGAAUAUGAAUAUCCAGACGGUUCGAAGCAACUGCCCGUGUAUCGCAAGGGACAAAGCCAGACCGACUUCUUCAAUCACUGGGAUAAUCAGGGGUCGGAGUUUGCGCUUCUUGACUCCAGCUACACCCAAGUUCUCGUACCCGUGAUUGAUAAGGAGGCACUGAGACAUCCGCGGGAGGUGGACGAUAUUGACGGGUUGAUCGGAUACUAUGAAUCAGUUUUCUCGUUUUACAAUGCCUUGGCUGGGUUAUCGUUUGAACCAGAGCAUCCUUCUGAUCUGAACAGUACCAAUCGUUACUUCAUGAAGGCUGAUAAACACGGAGCUGGCGGGGCGUAUUACGGCCAGAACUGGACUGCAGCAUCGACUAAUGCAAUCAAGGAGUGGUGGUUACUGCCGUCUCCGAGCAACUGGGGCAAUCUACACGAGAUCGGACACGGCUAUCAGAUGUCGUUCCGCAAUGACCGAUAUUUCUGGAACGGGGAAGUGUCCAACAACGUUUAUGCCGCUGUAUAUCAGAGCGCUUACCUAGGUGACCGCAAGUAUAAGGAAGGUUGGCUUUAUAACUAUGGCAAGCAAGCGCAGGUUGAGCAAGGUAUCAUUGAUGACAUCACGUCGCACAAGUCUCUCAAUGACUGGGAUCUUCGCGCGAAGCUAUACUUCCUCGUCUUGAUGGUGGAAAAGGCAGGUGCCGACUCCUUUGCUGACUUCAGCCAGCAAUAUCGCCUGGUGAGCAACCAACCACAUUUCGAUUCCACUGAUCAUUUGCUUCUGGAUAUGCUCUCUGAGAGCUUCUCCCGUAUUGGACACAUUGAUGUAACGCCGUUUGUGGAGCUAUGCAAUGGAUACAUCUCGCCAGUACAGCGUGAGCUCAACCAGUUCGGUCAGGGCAGAGCCGUUUAUCCUCUUAAUCAGCUUGUCGAUGGAGAUACCUUGACGAAACUCCAGGAGCAGCUGAAAUUGCAAAGUCCUCUCACCUUGGUCAACGUCUCGCAAUUGCUCGCUAGUGGGAUCAAAGGUGAUGUCACCCUCGAGCUCAAGAUCGACAACUUCAGUCAAAUUUACGGGAAGACUCUUACAGUGCUGGAUGGCUCCCGCUAUGUCCGCCAGGUCCCUAUUGAGACCGAGGAUAUAGCCCUUAGAGCUCUGCCUAUCGGUGUAUAUACAUUGCGUCUCCCACUGGGACGGAACAAUAAGUACCAGGUGGAUCAACGGUAUCUUGUUGUCAAGCCUGGAUCAGCUCAGGUGCAAGUAAACUUUGUCCCACAAACCGGGUCUCAGGUGACCAACCAAGCGAUCAAGCUGCUAGGUCUCGGGGACGAUUUGUUCAGCACCAUACUAGUCGACCAAGCAAAUCAUGUCGUCCAAGUAGCCGUGACUAACAAAGACCCACAUUCCUACUUUGGCAAUGAAACAUACGCAGAAGUCGUCAUUAAAGAUAACACCGGCAAGGAGCAGUUCCGCGCAACAAUGCCAGGAGUUGGGGCAACACUACGUGAUGACCAAAUACCUUUCAAGCCGGGCUACACCCUCGAGGUCUAUCAUGCGGAGCCUAGCCACCGCAUUCAGCUAAGACCAGACUUUGACGGAGUAAUCGACCACAGCCAAAAGACGAAUAUCUUCGAGAUAACCUCCAGUGGUCUGAAGAACCAGUCACUCAAUAACGACCCACUGGCUGCCUUGUUAGCGCGGAUACAAGCGGCGGCAACUGCGCUGCGGAGCCACCCUACUCUACUACACGCUGACUGUCCUAGCAAGAUGGAAAUUUGGCUCGCCAUCGACCAAUUUACUGGCUCUCAACGUGACGACCUGCUGAAACAAUAUUCCGACUGCAUACCAUCCGACAAUAAUGCACCCAGCGAAGGGCUCGGCAAUUCCUUCACAGCUGCAUUCAAAGGCAUCGGGGAUUGGCAGUUCCUGACAGCAGAGUUAGAUCUAGUUGGCCGGAAGCUGACUGUAGCUUUAAGGGACGGUGUGGCUCAUCACUAUUUCAACGAUACGUACGCCUCCUUGCAGGUUCUAGAUGCUGAUGGUAACGAGCUGUUGAAUCUGGAUGUUAAGGGCAGCACAUCUCAGACGGCAAAAAGCUGGGCUUUGCCUAUUUCUGGAUACGGGGGAGAGGUGCUCAACAUCCGUCAUGAGGAAGCGCCGACCCGCCUAUUCAUUAAUAACAACAUGCGAGACCUUCGCUUGUCUGAUCGUGAAACAAGGCAGAACUACCGCGUCACCUCCACAGGGCUCGAGCUGAUUACAAAAACCUGA